Molecule: messenger RNA, 2674 nt
Organism: Perca fluviatilis (European perch)
Lineage: Eukaryota; Metazoa; Chordata; Actinopteri; Perciformes; Percidae
Product: glycerophosphodiester phosphodiesterase 1-like
Exons: 6
Coding region: 218-1213 (331 amino acids)
Biological process (GO): lipid metabolic process
Molecular function (GO): phosphoric diester hydrolase activity
Source: RefSeq, a predicted model, not a curated record
CAUAUAUAUUUCAAACUUGAUAUUGACGAUAGCAGUGAAGCUGCCUCUCCUCCUUCCUCCCAUGCAUCCUCUUUACAAGAGCUCUCUGACCACCUCCACCAUGUAGUCACCUGAGUGCUGACAGCAGAGCUUUCUCCAUGGCAUCUUUCUAAACAACGACUCUUUCAUCCUCCGGUCCGAUCGAGACAUACAGCCAGUAUAUAGGCCACCGUUCGUCAUGCUGCAGAUCGGAGAUGAGGUGGUGUAUUUCUCGGCGGUGUUUCUGCUGGUGGUGUUGGGGACGCGGAGCGCCACUGGUGCCUCCCUCCUCACCGCAUUCCUCUACGUCUUCAUGGUGAUGUUCCGGUUUCCUCCGGUGCCAGGGGACCAGGCCGGCCGCGUCCUCCGGCCCAGGGCUCCAUCAGGCGGCGUCCCGGUGGUUGCGCACCGCGGAGGCAGCCACGAUGCUCCGGAGAACACCUUGGCAGCGAUCAGAGAGGCCAGUAGGAACGGGGCAACCGGAGUGGAGCUGGACCUGAGUUUCACAGCCGACGGAGUGCCCGUGCUGAUGCAUGAUGAGACUGUGGACCGCACCACCAACGGCUCUGGACCUGUUAGCAAACUGCAGUUGGUCAAACUUAAGAGGCUAGAUGCUGCUGCUUGUCACAGGCUGAAGGACAAGUUCAGUGGUGAGAAGGUCCCAACUCUGCAGGAGGCGGUGGAGGAAUGCAUCAGACACCAGCUGACUAUUUUCUUUAAUGUCAAAGAUCAACCUGAUAAGGCUGCAGCAGUGCUUCAUGAGAUGUAUAAGAAGUUCCCUGUCCUUUACAAUUCCAGCAUUGUUUCUUCCUUUGAACCCAAAGUCAUCUACAAGAUGCGUCAGACUGACCCCAACGUGGUAACAGCUCUUAUCCACCGCCCCUGGAGACUGAGCCGCUUUGGCGAUGGCACUUCUCGGUCCCUGUCAACAUCGGGUCAGCUGUGGAUGGGGGUUCUGGACGUCUUGUUGGACUGGGCCCAUCACCACAUACUGUGGAAACUCUGUGGGGUCUCUGCCAUCUUCAUGCAGAAAGACUUCAUCUCACUGGACUACGUUCAGUACUGGGCAGAGCGAGGUGUGGAGGUGGUGGGCUGGACUGUUAACACCGCUGUGGAGAAACACUACUACCAAAACCUGCUGAAGAUUGGUUACAUCACUGACAGUCUGCUGGAAGACUGUGAUCCUCAUUACUAAAUGAUCGCACCCACACGUACAGGGAGGAUUAAAAUCCCAAGUGUUUAGACUUGUUAAAUAGAACAUUUUACAGCUUCUUGGAAAAGUUGGAAGUUAGAUACUCUUUGGUUAGACAUAAGACUACACAACUUCUAUAAUGAAUACAUUUCCCAGAGUCUUGUCCUUUCAAAGACCACACAAAUACUGAAAUAUGUAAAUGAAUUAAUUAUUAAGUGGAGGAAAGCUAGAUAUUUGGUGCUAACUAGCUCUGUAGUGGCAAUCGAACAAUCCAAGCUUUAUAUGAUUUACUAUAGAGGUAAGAACACAUCAUUACCUGCAGCUAGCAUGCAGGUAAUUUCUCUUUUAAAUCUACACACACCUUAAACUAUGAAGACUGGGCUGUAUACUUCCUAGUCUUUAUCCUACUACCAGCAGCAAUACCUCCAGCUCUCCUGGACCAGGGAUUGGGAUUAGGCUACCUUAAAGAUCUUUUCUACCUUUUGUGCUGCUCUUUCAGAGGCUUUAAAGAGACAUAUAGUUGUAACAUUAGACAUGUUGGCAUCAUAUCAAUGCUGGCUGUCAUGAUAUGUAUUUACUAAUAGACUAGAAGAUCUGUUGUUAAUAUUGUGACAUGAUGAUACUUGAUUGUUCAGAAACUUGCCUUCUGUCAUUAAGUGCCACAGCUGCACAAAUACACCAGGAACUUUGAAUUAAAAUGAUAUCUGAUUGUAAGCUUCAAAGGAGGGAAAGUAAUGCACCACUGAAUCCUGACACACAUGUGGUGGGUGUGAGUGUAGGUGUCAAGGCAGAGACGAGUCAACAUAAAGUCCAAAAUACUGUAUUUGUAUGAUGUAACAUCCUCAUUAUGAACCAUCAAAGAACGAAAACUAUUUUGUGAUCAUGGCUGUUGUAAAAAAAAAAAAAGUUGAGUCCAAAUUUCAUCCCAUACACCUGAGAAAUGUUUGACUACAUACAAUAAAACCUGUAAUAUAUUGAUUUAACUUGAUAUCACAGUGCUAGGAAUGUAACUGAGAGGGAGAAAUACUGAUUCACUUCCUUUUAUUUUAACUUGUUUUGCCUGAAAACAUUCUUUACACCUCAAUAUAUUUAAAUGUGCUUAUCAGAAUAUGCUUUUUUUUUAAGUAUUUAAGGAGUUCUUGUCGUGCUAAGAAUGUCUUGUAUUGUCUUAUAUUCUAAUAAGAGAUACAUCAACAUAGGGUCACUCAACAAAAUAUGUUAUGUUCCUUUUUAGGCAGAAAUAAAUCUUUAGAAUGUAAAUUCAGUUUGUAAAACUGAUGGAAGUUAAUAAUGCCUUUUGGGUGAACGUCCUAACUUCUUAUGAAUGUUAAAAAAAGUAUCAGUAUGCGAGACUUUUCUUUGUAUUAAUUUCUGUAAAUGUUCAGCUGGGCGUCUCUGUCAACCCAGCUUUGAAUUUCACCACACACUCAUUCAGUAUGUAGUAAAGCUUGGUUGAAUAGUAAA